AUGGAAACAUACGCACGUCUUAGUCGUGCUCAGCUGAGUUUUGACUACUUACACACAAACUCAACAACGCACGAAUUUCUUUUCGGAGCCAUUGCCGAGCUUAUAGAUAAUGCACGGGAUGCUGGCGCAACAGAAAUAGAUAUUUUUACUGGUGAGUUAUUUGUGGUUAUAGUGAAAAAUCAGAAUCUACGUGGCGGUUUUUUGUUGUAUUUCCUUGACAAUGGUUGCGGAAUGACAGCGGGUAGUUUUGGGUACUUCUAUUGUAUUUUGCAUAGACGAAGCAAAAAACGUCUGAUGAUCGGUCAUCCAUUGGGAUGUAUGGUAAUGGACUUAAAUCGUAAGCCUUUUAUCGCUAUGACAAUUCACAGAGGUUCAAUGCGUAUUGGAAACGACAUGAUUCUGUUUACAAAACGAGACGGAAUUUUCAGCUGCGUAUUCUUGUCCCGUACUUUUCAUGAGGCAGAAAAGUUGGAUGAAGUUAUCGUGCCUUUACCCAUCUUCCGAGUAAACGACAGGUCACCCUACAUUUCUUCUCCUGACGACCAAAAAAAGCAUGAAGUUGAGAUGCAAAUAAUCUACAAAUUCUCCCCCUUUCAAUGUGCGAGGGAUUUCUUUUAUCAGUUCGAAAGGAUUAAGGGCGACAGUGGAACGUUGGUUAUCGUGUACAACAUGAAGCUGUUGGACAAUGGGUCUACAGAGCUAGACAUUACCACGGAUCCUCGUGAUAUCCUUUUGGCUGCUAGUUCCGACAAGGAGGAUCCGAUGGAGCCUCAUGCAGAAAUAGAGCUCCCUCCAGAGAAACGCAGUCUCCGUGCCUAUGUGUCUAUACUCUACGCUGACCCCAGGAUGAAGGUCUACAUUCAAUCUCGAAAGGUCCAAACAAAACGGCUUUUAGACACACUAUAUGCGGUUAAACGUUACAAUUUUGCUAGCAAAACAUUUCGCACACGAGCUGAGCGUGAACUAGCCAAAGCUAAGGAGGAUGUCAAAGUGGCUGAAUUGCUUGCCAUAGAAGCUGAAAGUAAAGCACGUGAUUGUGAACUUCGGUAUGAGAAUUCCAAAGACCAUGAGCAUCUUAAAUUAAUUCGUCGACUGAACAAUAUUGCUGCAGAAAAACGGAGUCUCGUUACCCUUAAACAAAACGUCGUAGCUCGGAAGCAGAAGACACUUAAGGACCCCAAAACGCUCACAUUUUAUUUUGGGAUGAAUGUGGUUAACCGAGCCUGUGAUGGAAUGUUUGUGUACAACUGUUCACGUCUGAUUAAGAUGUACCAAAGGAUUGGUCCUCAGCAAGACUCCAGUAUGACGUGUCGAGGUGUUGUAGGCAUUGUAGAUGUGCCCUAUAUGGUUUUAGAACCAACUCACAAUAAACAAGACUUUGCGGACGCGAAAGAGUUUCGUCAAUUAAUGCGAGCCAUGGCCGACCACUUGAUGCAGUACUGGGACGACUUGGCGAUUGAGAAAAAUGGAAGUGAGGACACGAACAGAUUUUGGAAGAGUUUUGGUUAUCUCUCUGCUCGUUGGAGAGAUCCACCUAGCGAUGAUGAGAAGUACGCUCGUAAACGUUACUCUUGCGUUUCUCUCUGUGUUCAAUGUGACAAAUGUCUCAAAUGGAGGGUUCUCCCAUAUUCACAGAGUCAAGUGGGUCGUGAUGUUCCUGACAAUUGGCAGUGCCGAGACAAUCCCGACCAGAAACAUCGGAGCUGUGAAACGCCUGAAGAGGAUAUGAGUCCUCUGUUGGGGGUCCUUAAACGCAAAAUUAAGACUAAAGAACAGCGGCAGGCUGAACUGGAAGCUCAAAUUCGCAAGAAGCAGGAGGAACUAGAACUGAUUCUUGAUCCAGACGAAGAGCCUUCUGUCCGUGGGCGCGGCAAACGUCCGUGUCGAUCGUUCCCCAACUCUAACCUGCCGGCCAAGAAGCGGAGCACACGUGCUGCCUCACCACCUGCGCGCACCAUUACAGUUGCUGACAAGAAGCGGAUGGGUGUCUUGUCGGAACCCCAGUCAGUACCGAGGCCGACCACUCGAAAAGUGGCUACUGCAGUUCCCAAGUCCAAACCUUCUUCUACCGGCGUAAACAUAUCUCGUCAUGCCUUGUCUCGUCGUCCUCCUCGCCGUCAGAAUGUGGAUUCCGAGAAUGAAGAAGUCGAAGAAAUUGUUCCCGAAGGAGAUGAGUUUGCUACUGAAAAAUUGAGUUUAAAGACGGCAGCAGAAUCAAAUAUUGGCAUCAAAGUUAAUAGCAGAAGUAAUGUAGUUGCGGAUACAACUGAGAAUUUUAACCAAGACGAGGAUACUGCAACAACUACCAAAAUCGCCGAAAAAUUGAAGAUCUGCUUACGUUAUUUUCUUCCGCCAAAAUGGCCGAUGGAAAAAGAGCGCAUUCAUACCUUGACGGAAGUCGACUUGGCUGAAUUCCCCCUUGAAUCGUUCUUUGAUCGAUACGAGCAAGGUUUACGAGCUCUCCUUGGCAAUUUUCAACAAGAAACCCAACUCAUCGGAGAAACUUUGCAAAACCUUAGGGUGGACGUCGCUAGGCUCUUGGACAAAGUUGCUCCAGAUCUUAAUGCAUCUUCGCGAGCCAAGGAAACAAUUGACCAGGUUUUAAGGGACUACCUUAACCAAAAUCCCUAG
This is a messenger RNA of Hydatigera taeniaeformis, 2631 nucleotides long. The record is from the annotation of a GenBank genome assembly. NCBI's taxonomy places the organism in Eukaryota, Metazoa, Platyhelminthes, Cestoda, Cyclophyllidea, Taeniidae.